GUUCAGGCCCUGGUAAUCCUCGCAAUCUUAACUUUCGAAUAGAUCCGCCCAUCUCGGCCCGCACCACGUCCGGGUGCUAAAAGGCAAUGAUGUUGUAGCGAUGGCGAAAUCUGUUCUGAGCAUUGUGCAAGCAAUUUAUCUAUGUUGUCGAUGAGGCAAAUCAGCAACGUCGACUUCUUUUGAACGUCGCUCUUCGCUAUGGGCCAAACAAAACUGGCCGCGCUUCCUCAGUCACCACCUGACGCGCGAAUCAUCUCCGUUUCAUGGCUGGCCGCAUUCUCCAAGUCUCUCGAAGCUGGAGAUGUCGACGGAGUGGUAUCGACAUUCUUUCCGGAUGGCUAUCUUAGAGACAUCCUUAUUUUUACCUGGAAUAAUCGCACAGCGAAAGGUCACACCGCCAUACACGCUUUUCUUGCACCAUCCCUCCAUGCCGCACAAAUCACCAACGUUGUCCUGGAAGAACGUCAGUAUUUCAACCCGGUGUAUGGCGCUAUUGGGCCGAGCAUCUUUGGGGUAUCAACGGGCUUCAUCUUCGAGACGCCCAUUGCCAAGGGACAGGGAUAUGCGAGGCUAGCAGAGGAUGAGAAGGGCGAGUGGAAGGCCUUGUCCGUGUUCUUCAUGAUGGACGAGCUCAAAGGUCACGGCGACUUGUACCCGGAGUCAGGAGUUUAUGGUGGCCAUACUCUUGCUUGGAACCUGGUCAAAGAGCAGAGACAACGGAAAAUUGAGAGCGAUCCCCAUGUUAUCAUCGUCGGCGCGGGCCAGACAGGUCUGAACAUCGGCGCACGGCUGAAGCAAGCAGGAAUACCGACAUUGAUUAUCGAGAAAAACUCGCGUGUCGGCGAUAACUGGCGUAAACGAUACUCUACUCUAACUCUACAUAGUCCGAAGCCGCAUACCGCAAUGAAUUUUCAAGGCUUUCCGGAGACCUGGCCUACCUUCACUCCUCGGGAUAAGCAAGCAGACUGGCUUGAACAGUAUGCUAUCUCCCAAGAUCUCGUCGUGUGGACGCAGUCCACCCUCCAACCGGUACCCAAAUAUGAUCCCGAUACUGCGAGGUGGACAUGCAUAGUCACGCGAGGCGAUAAAUCCCUCCUCCUCAGGCCUGCUCAUAUCAUUGUUGCCUGUGGGACCAUCGGUGCACCUAACAUACCGCCCGUCCUCUCUGCUCCUGUCUUCGAAGGCGAAACCUUCCAUGCCUCGUCCUAUGACGACGGCGCCCCGUACGCUGGGAAGCGUGUAAUUGUGGUCGGCGCAGGCAAUACCUCAGCCGAUGUCUGUCAGGACCUCGUUUUUCAUGGAGCGAAGAGCGUAACAAUGGUACAGCGGACCGUUACCACCAUCGUUUCUUGCGAAAAGAUGACGCGCAUGCUGCAAGGGAACUGGCCACUGGACGUCCCGACCGCUGUGAGCGACUUCAAGUAUUCGAGCAUGCCGUGGGGGUUAAUGAGGGAAUUCGCAAGGGAAAGUUCGAAGAAAAGGGACCCCGAUGACAUGGAUACGGCUAUGCUAGAGAAACUGGAAGCAAAGGGUUUCAAGCUCGGCAAUGGGCCGAAAGAUAAUAGUGGACAGGUUUUCCUCGUAUUUGAGCGCUUUGGAGGAUACUGGUUGGACGUCGGCGUUGCCGAUCUCAUUCAUGAAGGAAAAGUCAUGAUCAAAUCAGGCGUCGAGGUUUCUCAAUUUACACCGAAAUCCGUGAUCUACAGCGACGGUUCUGAGCAAGAAGCCGAUGUGGUCAUCUUUGCGACCGGCUACAAGAGUGUAUUGGAGAGCUUGAAGCCUCUUUUCGGAGACGAAGUCAUUGGAAAGACAGAACUCUGGGGAUUUGAUGACGAAGAAGAGUUGAAAGGGUGCUAUCGUCCUUCUGGCCAGCCUGGUCUAUGGUAUGGGGCGGGAAAUUUCUACGUCUCUCGAUUCUACUCCAAACAAUUGGCCUUAGAAAUCAAGGCAAUUGAGCUCGGAUAUAUGAAGCAGUGACAUAUGUAGUACUUCUCUGGCGACCAUUGUUAUAACAUAAUGUAAUCGUAGAUAUGAAUGAUCAAUGGUAAUGCAUGUU
Messenger RNA from Stereum hirsutum FP-91666 SS1, 2056 nucleotides. Its product is annotated as FAD/NAD-P-binding domain-containing protein. Gene Ontology annotation, molecular function: monooxygenase activity; flavin adenine dinucleotide binding. The transcript has 11 exons. The coding region runs from base 199 to 1977 and encodes 592 amino acids. The record is from RefSeq and is a predicted model, not a curated record. NCBI's taxonomy places the organism in Eukaryota, Fungi, Basidiomycota, Agaricomycetes, Russulales, Stereaceae.